This is a messenger RNA of Carassius carassius (crucian carp), 1721 nucleotides long. Its product is annotated as four-jointed box protein 1-like. The transcript has a single exon. NCBI's taxonomy places the organism in Eukaryota, Metazoa, Chordata, Actinopteri, Cypriniformes, Cyprinidae. Bases 359 to 1528 code for a protein of 389 amino acids. The record is from RefSeq and is a predicted model, not a curated record. Gene Ontology annotation, biological process: cell-cell signaling.
UCCAGAGACCUCAUGGCUUUAACUUACUAUGCAAAUAAAUGCUGCUGUUGAUAGAGAAGUUUGUAAAUAUAUCAAGUCCGAAUAGUUUCCUGUGCAUUUACCAAAAAAGUCUAAACAUCCUCGUCUAACAUUUUCGUCAUUCGCAUCCCCCCUGGAGAAAUAUGAAACCACAUUUGUCAAGUCUCACGAUCUGAUUCUGGUCACAUGGUUCGCGCCCAUGAGACCGGAGCUACAACGAACGCUGGAAGAGUUUGGGAGGAGAGGCAGGGAACAACGCAUAGGAGAGGAGAAUUCAUAAUGAUUAUAUUUCAGCCAUAGAAGUGUAAGAAGAGGUCAAUGGACAGCGAAAUGGACUAAAAUGCGUUUUGAAAUCAUGAACGCUGGCAAGAUUCAAUUAUGCGCCUCACUUUGUAUGUGGCUUGGAAUAGUUACCUGGACAGGAAAUGUCAAAUUUCAUCUUUGGUCUGUAUUUGUCCAACAUUCCUCUGAACGAGACGUUGUAUUUUCUGUUUUAAACGAGCAGCUAAAUGUGUCUAAAGGAUUGCGCGAUGGAAAAACUUUCAGUAUUCGCUCCCCGGUCACUCGGAAUAACGCGAUUGAGCACCGGGUCUUCUGGAGCGCGUGGCUGGACAGUCUCUCCACUCGUGUUUUUGGCGUGGAACACGAGAGGACGUGGAGAGAGCAGGUCCGGGACGCUCGGGUGGUUGUACUGGAAGCGGGUUGCGGCAGACCCACAAACCGCCUCGCGACCUUCGCCGACGGCACGAGAGCAUGCGUGCGAUACGGCAUCGACGCGGAUCAAGUGCUGGGAGAAACGCUCUCGUAUUAUCUAGCGGAACUGCUUGGGAUUUCCAACCUUCCGCCCUUGGCGCUUUCCAAACUGAACCUGUCCAGUGAGCAGUGGGCAAGUGUGCGAGGAAACAUCGAGGCGUUAGAAUGGUCGCCAAAUGCCAUUGUGUCUCUAACUGAGUUCAUCCCAAAUGUCACUGGAGUGUUCAUUCCAUUACAUUUGCGGAAGCAGCAAGGAGGAGGUCUGCAACUCUCUCCUGAGACGAUAUCCAACAUGACUGUAACAUAUCUGGUUGAAUUAAUGCAGUGGAGUGAUCUAAUCAUGUUUGAUUAUUUAACAGCCAACUUUGAUCGAAUUGUCAGUCACAUUUUCAGUCUCCAGUGGGACGCGCGCGUGAUGGAGAGGACCACUAAUAACCUUCUCAAAACAAUCAAUGGACAUUUGCUUUUUAUUGAUAACGAGGCAGGGAUUGUUCACGGAUACCGAGUGCUUGACCUCUGGGAACGAUAUCACAGACUGCUGCUGGGUUCGUCGUGUAUAUUUCGCAGAAGUACAGUCCGGCGCAUAUCUGAGAUGAUGCGCUCCGGUGACAGCGCGAAGCUGCUGUGUGAACUGUACCGCGCGAGGGAACCGCUGGCGCGCGAGCUGGGAUCUCUUUCCCAAGAGCACGCGCUUACAUUGCAGAACAGGAUCGAUGUCGUUUACAAACACAUUCAGCAGUGCACAGAAAUCAUGUAGACAUUUGCGAGCUCAGGUGUUUCUGUUUGUAUGCGCUACAUGUUGGUCUAAGUUACUGUCUCAUAUCAUUCCAGUGUGAAUGUUUAAUGCAUUAAUGCAUAAUGUGAUAGAAUAGGGAUAUUUACACAAGGUUGUUAUUGCUUAGUCUAUGGGUUGAAUCAUUCCAGCUCUCCUGCUGGAGGAAAGAAAACGA